This is a messenger RNA of Anguilla anguilla (European eel), 1032 nucleotides long. RefSeq names its product DNA-binding protein inhibitor ID-1-like. Gene Ontology annotation, biological process: negative regulation of transcription by RNA polymerase II; cell differentiation; circadian regulation of gene expression. Gene Ontology annotation, molecular function: protein dimerization activity; transcription regulator activity. Lineage: Eukaryota; Metazoa; Chordata; Actinopteri; Anguilliformes; Anguillidae. Gene Ontology annotation, cellular component: cytoplasm; nucleus. Bases 157 to 561 code for a protein of 134 amino acids. The record is from RefSeq and is a predicted model, not a curated record. The transcript has 2 exons.
GCAAACUGGUUAUACUGUCAAAGUAUGCGAUCGAGCUCGUUCCAUUAUUAGUUGUAUAGGUCUAACUCGCGUCACUAUCGUCGUUUUAAUUUGAACAAAUUGUUCUCGCAAACAAAGUGAUAUACCUGCUGUAAACGAGACAAACGCGAAAGCAAGAUGAAAGUUGUCGGAUCUACCUGCGCAUUGAAGAGCAAGGUUGGCAGCGAGGACGUGGUGCGGUGUCUUUCCGACCAGAGCCUUACUAUUUCCAAGUGCAAAAUCCCACUGCUGGAUGAGCAGAUGAACGUCUUCCUACAUGACAUGAACAGCUGCUACAGCAAGUUGAAGGAACUUGUGCCUACUCUGCCACCCAACAAGAAAGCAAGUAAGAUGGAGAUUCUCCAGCACGUGAUUGAUUACAUCUGGGACCUGCAGGUAGAGCUGGACUCGCCGGGCAUGAACCGCCAACAGGCCACCAAUGGCUCACCGCUCACCCGCACCCCUCUGACCACCCUCAACGCAGAACUGGCCAGCAUUUCUGUCGAGAACGGAUGCUCUGAUGACAGAAUCCUGUGUCGCUGAUUUGGAAACAGGCGCCGUCAUCCGAAAAGAACACCAGGCGAUUCAACGAACAAGCAAGGUUGCCAUGGGUGAACUUGUUGAUAAUCUCGAUAACCUUGAAUCAAGCUGAGAAGAAGCGAAAUCUCCCAUGAUAACAGACUUUCGAGUACACCAUAAAAGCGACUGGGGGAAAUGUACCGUAGUGGGAACUGCCCCGCGACCCAGAAGAGCUCUCCACUCCUGACUCGUGGGACUGGGUCGCGCUGAGGGCAGCGACCAUUGUAGCACCUCAACGAUCACACUUGCUUGUUACAUUGGGGUUCACCAGAAAGACUUAAAUUCUUUCAUUUCUCCUAUUUUCUCUUUUUGUACUUUGUCAGAUUUACACGUAGAGAUUUUUUUAUAUUUUGUAAAAAAUGUCAAUUUCUCAGAUUGCUGAGUUAUAUUUGUAUUGUAUAUUACAAUGCUAUAAGAUGUGAAAGUUCAUAUUGU